This is a messenger RNA of Eriocheir sinensis (Chinese mitten crab), 590 nucleotides long. RefSeq lists its product as uncharacterized. NCBI's taxonomy places the organism in Eukaryota, Metazoa, Arthropoda, Malacostraca, Decapoda, Varunidae. Bases 85 to 441 code for a protein of 118 amino acids. The transcript is spliced from 4 exons. The record is from RefSeq and is a predicted model, not a curated record.
CGUUGUCCGCACUCGUAGCUCAUAGGGCGGCCUGCCUUCCAGAGGGCCUUGGGACUGGAUCGAAAGAUAUAUCUACUAGAAACAAUGAAGAGACGUCGUCGACUAGCUCUGAUCGAUCAGAUGUCGGUUUCUCUCAACCAGACCCCAGCGAUAUUGGAAGUUGUUCUCCACGGGCGGGUCUCAGCGACGAAGCCAGUCAAAACCAAAGGACUAUCUCCGAAGAAGGCGGGUCUGGUAGGCUCAGCCAUUGGCCCUCCUCUUCAACGAUCGGUAGUGGACGAAAACGAAAACAAGCGAAUACAGGAACAAACGACACCUGCAGGAAAAAGCAAGCCCGUCGUGAGGGAUUCUCCCAUCCAAACAGUUCUCCACAGCCAGGACCCAGCGGUUAUAACCCGGGACGGCCGACAACAACACCCUCACCAACACCAGGUGAAAUAAGCCAACAUUUCAACGGGGCCUUAACAACGAUCGACGUGCCCGUCCCACCAGCAGACAACGGCGACAUUGCAUCAUAUUUCAACAACAACACUGGCCGUCUUCGCGAGGCAGUAGAGUCUGUAUUCCAAGGCUGCCAGCAGGUUAGACCU